AUGGCGAUACUCUCGUGGACGACACGGCGCCGCACGUCGCUCGAUCGUCGAGACCAAGACGCGCUCGUCGGCUUCUCGAGCGGCGCCUCGACCGACGACGACGGCCUCCCACACACGCCGCCCGACUUGCCCUUCAUCGCCCCGGCCCUAAAGGCCUCGCUCUCGUCCCCGUCGUCGUCGCACCCUCCCUCGACGGUCCUCGAGAUCGCCCUCGCCGAGUCGUCCCUCUCGCCCUUCUCGCACCGCAACCUGUCCCGAUCGCCCUCGCCGCCACCUUCGCCUCAACUCGCGUCGGCGUCGACGUCGAGGCAGGACCGCCACCGCUCCCUCCCCGCCGGGUUCGAGCACAUCCCGUGGAUCUCGGACGACGACGACAGCGACGUCGAGGGCCGCCUCAGCCGCAGCCUGAGCCCGCCCCUGCACGACCUCCUGUCGCUCCCACCGCUCUCGCCCGACGUCGACCACCGCGGCGACGACGACGGCGAGGCCAAGCUCGACGGCGAGGCGGCGGCGGCGCUCUCGCCCGCGAGCACAUCGAGCGACCUCCCGCCGAGCCCGCCGCGCACGCCGUCGCCCCGCCGGCGCUUUGCGAGCCUGUCGAACGCCUCGACAGCAGAGCACGACCUGCCCUGGGCGACGUCGUCCGAGCGCGCGCCGCCGUCGCCCGACCGCAGCAGCGGCAGGUCGUCGCCCUCGCCGCGCCGUCGCUCGUCGACGCGCUCGGGCCUCCCGACCCUGCGCGCCCAGCUCUCGCCCCCUCACCCGUCCCCGACCUCGACCACGUCCCCCGCGUCGCGCUCGAGCCCCUCGACCUCGCCCGACAAGCCCGUCCGCCCGACCCUCCUCCGCGAGUCGUCCACGACCACGACCUCGACCACGAGCUCGCGCCGGCCGGCCCUCCCCGUCUCUCAGGCGCCCUCUCCGCCGCCCUCGCCGCGUUCUCGCGCCGCGCUCCAGCUCCCGACGCCGGACGACGUGCGCGCGCGGCAUGCGGCGACGAGGUCGGGCGAGCGGGGGCGACCGCGCGACGUCGAGCGCGAGGGUGGGGCGGCGGCGGGCACGACGGCGGGCGACGGGCUGCAGCUGUCGUUCUCGACCGCGCCCUUCGAGCGCGAGGACGAGCGCGAGAUCGAGUCGAAGCGGCGGGACGACGUCGCUGCGGCGCACGGACCCGUCGCCGCCGAGGGCGACGGCCCGCUCGUCGACGAGGCGGACCCGCACUCGCUCGACUACUUUGAACGUCACUGCCACUCGCUGUCGCUCCUCCGCCUGCGCCACGCCCUCUCGGUCGCGACCGUGCUCGCGUCCCUCCCUCCCUCAGCGCCUCCCUCCCCGCCCUCCUCGUCCUCCGAGUCCGACCCGUCCCCCUCGCGCGCCGGCUCGACCCCUCGUCGCGAGCCGCUCGUCGCGCACGUCCCGGGCCUCUCAUCGACGCCGUCGGCCGCAGCGGCGGUCGGCCCACGCCCGCCGAGCUCGCGCCCCUCGUCGUCGUCGACGCCGCUCGGCGCGGGCAACGGCGCCGGGAGCAUGGUGUCGCAGCAGUACCGGCUGUACGCGAUGGGGCGCGCAAAGGCGCAGCGCACGGGUGGCGUCGGCUACUGGGAGGGCGGGCUCGCUGCGUGGGAGCUGCUCCUCAUGGACUGAGCGGCGACGGGCAGGACCCACCGCGAGGGGACGUGCAUCUCUCUCUCUCUCUCUCUCUCUGUUUGUUAGUAGACGCUCUUUGUUGUUCGCCGUGCCAUUUCUGUCGUACUCGA
Rhodotorula graminis WP1 is the source of this 1757-nucleotide messenger RNA. RefSeq lists its product as uncharacterized. The transcript has a single exon. Bases 1 to 1644 code for a protein of 547 amino acids. The record is from RefSeq and is a predicted model, not a curated record. NCBI's taxonomy places the organism in Eukaryota, Fungi, Basidiomycota, Microbotryomycetes, Sporidiobolales, Sporidiobolaceae.